Molecule: messenger RNA, 558 nt
Organism: Octodon degus (degu)
Lineage: Eukaryota; Metazoa; Chordata; Mammalia; Rodentia; Octodontidae
Product: chromatin modification-related protein MEAF6-like
Exons: 3
Coding region: 1-558 (185 amino acids)
Cellular component (GO): NuA4 histone acetyltransferase complex
Source: RefSeq, a predicted model, not a curated record
AUGGUGAUGCACAAGGUGGCCCCACUGCAUAUCCUGGACAUCUGGUGGCAGCUGGUGGAGCUCAUGAAGCCAAAGCAGGAGCUGGCAGAAAUACUGGCAAACUUGGAGAGACAGAUCUAUGUUUCUGAGGGAAGCUACCUGGAAGACACUCAAAUGUAUGGCAAUAUUAUUCAUGGCUGGGAUCUCUAUCUGACCAACCAAAAAAACUCCAACAGCAAAAAUGAUCCAAGGAACCGGAAGUUUAAAGAAGCCCAGCGGAACUUCAGUAAAUCUUCAGUCACAUCAGCAGCUGCCGAAAGUGAAUUGGCAGGAGUUCAGGACCAGCUCAUUGAAAAGAGGGAGCCAGAAAAUGGGACAGAAAGUGACACUUCAAAACAGAAAGAAAGAUUCACUUCUCCGCACUUCCACAAUCAGGAAAAUGAGCCCAGCCAAGAGGACUCUGAGGAUCUGGAUGGAUCUAUGCAGAGAGUGAAGCCUCAUAAGGCUACUUCUUCCACUUCCUCAGGGAGUCAUCAUAGCGGCCGUAAAAAAUACAAGAAUAAAGACCGGCACAGGUAG